UCUCAUCAAAUCAACCUAUCUCCCCCAUCAAAAAGCACCGGUAGUUCAAUCGAAACACUAAUUUGACAAUGUCUGGACGUGGAAAAGGAGGAAAGGGGUUGGGAAAGGGAGGAGCAAAGCGUCACCGGAAAGUUCUCCGGGAUAACAUUCAGGGUAUCACCAAACCUGCAAUCAGGAGGCUCGCUAGAAGAGGUGGAGUCAAGAGAAUCAGCGGUCUCAUAUACGAAGAGACUCGUGGCGUUCUGAAGAUAUUUUUGGAGAAUGUGAUUCGUGACGCCGUUACCUACACGGAGCACGCUCGCCGGAAGACGGUGACGGCGAUGGAUGUUGUCUAUGCAUUGAAUAGGCAAGGAAGAACUUUGUAUGGAUUUGGUGGUUAGAUAGAUUAUUGUAAUAAAUUCUGUUAUCUAGAACGAUUUGGAAUUGAAUUGUUUGAAAUUUUGUGAAAAAGUUGAACUGAUUUAGAGAAAUGGAAGUGAAUCCCAUUUGUUCUAGAUGGACAUUGCAAAACCUAAAUUUGUUUA
Molecule: messenger RNA, 524 nt
Organism: Helianthus annuus (common sunflower)
Lineage: Eukaryota; Viridiplantae; Streptophyta; Magnoliopsida; Asterales; Asteraceae
Product: histone H4
Exons: 2
Coding region: 69-380 (103 amino acids)
Biological process (GO): nucleosome assembly
Cellular component (GO): nucleosome
Molecular function (GO): structural constituent of chromatin; DNA binding; protein heterodimerization activity
Source: RefSeq, a predicted model, not a curated record